AUGUGGGGCUUCAUUCCCGUGUUGAACUGCUCUCAGCUGCUGAGCUUCUGUCCUCCGCAGUCCCGACCCUCCGUCAUCCGCAUCGCAACCCCCGACCCCCGGGAGAACCCUCCGCAGCGCACCAUGUCGGACCAAGCCUUUGUGACGUUAGCCACGAACGACAGCUAUGCCAAGGGAGCGAUGGUUCUCGGGCAGUCGUUACGAAAGCACAACACAACCAAGAAGCUGGUUGCACUCAUCGGGCCUCACGUUGCAGAACCCUGCAGAGACGCACUUGGCUCCAUUUUCGAUGAGGUGUGUGUGGUGGACGUCGUGGACUCGGGCGAUGUGGCUCACCUGGCCCUGAUGAAGCGUCCGGACCUGGGAGUGACAUUCACCAAACUGCACUGCUGGACUCUCACACACUACAGCAAGUGUGUGUUCAUGGACGCAGACACACUGGUGCUGUCAAACAUAGAUGAACUCUUCGAGAGGGAGGAGCUCUCUGCUGCACCUGAUCCCGGUUGGCCGGACUGCUUCAACUCGGGGGUUUUUGUCUUCAGACCGUCCAAUGAGACGCACGAGAAGCUGCUGGCGUUCUGUGGGGAGAAGGGCAGCUUCGACGGUGGAGACCAGGGGGUUCUCAACAGUUUCUUUAACACCUGGGCGACAGCGGAUAUUUCUAAACACCUCCCCUUCAUCUACAACCUCAGCAGUGUCUCCAUCUACUCCUACCUGCCAGCUUUCAAAGAAUACGGGCGUAACGCGAAGGUGUUGCACUUCCUGGGCAAGGUGAAGCCGUGGAACUACUCCUAUGAUGCUCAGAAGGGCGAGGUCCGAGGCCACGCCCUCACGCCUGACCAGGGCCAGCUCCACCCGGACUACCUGCUCCUGUGGUGGCAGCUGUACUCCAAGUCCGUGAUGCCUGUGCUGCAGCAGGCCUACGGGGAGACGCCCUUCAACAGCGGCUUAACAGAGGAGAGCGAGAACGGUCAGCUUCAGGAGGAUGUGAGCGCACAGCCGGAGGCCUCCGCUCCUCCUCCACAGAAGGUUUCCUCAGAGGUGAGGAAGCAGCGCUGGGAAGCCGGCCAGAUCGACUACAUGGGCGACGACUCCUUCGCCAACAUAGAGCGGAAGCUGGACUCCUUCUUGAAGUAGCGGCCGUGGAGAGAGAGAACGAGAGAGCGAGAGAGAGAGAGCACUGUGUGAAGCUCUGUGGGGGCGGAGGUAUAACCACUGCUCAGCUCAGUCGCAAGUGGCUGAACGAACCUUCGGCCUCACUCUCUGCAUCCUGUCAGUGUGUGUGUGCGUGUGUGUGUGUGAAUGACAGAGUUGACCUGUGACCCAGUUUCUCGUGCACUCUGUAACAUUCAUUUAUUUCUCUUUAAAGUCACGUUUGACAUUUUGGAGGACGCGCUUAUUCAAUUUGCAUGCUUGCACAGAGAUGAAUUUAAAAAGAUGAUGCCACCCACAUUUCUUCAUGUUGAAAUAUGAAAGAAGCUUAGAAUAGAGAGAGAAACCAGGAAAACCUCAGCACUGUGCAUUACUCAAUGAUUUGGUCAUUACGUGAACCUGAAUUUAACAAAUCAAAUUUCAUAAUUCUAACAUUAACUGACUGUGGGUGACAUCCUCCUGUCCUCUCACACGUUCUCUAAUCACAGAACUUUAUUUUCUGCACAGAUGACAAAAGUCUGCAGCAAGUUCUCAAUCUGAACGUUGCUUUGGACCCUGGCUCAUAUUCGUUACAGCUCCGCUUGUUGAUGCACUUUCCUGCUGAGGGAGGUAAAAAACCUGUGGAAACCACACGCGACCGGAUUACCAAGCUGGGUAUGAAGGAAACAUCCAGGUUCUGUGCAAAGGUAGCACCCACCAGCCCCUCUAAACAGCCCUGAUACAACUGCUGUUGUAUUUUGGGGUUUAAUUUGUAUGAAAACUUAAAGUGUGUAGAAUGUGUUGUUUCUUGGCCGUACACAGCAGCUUCCUGUGACUGAUGACAACUGAUGGAGGCAACAUUAGCACUUGUUAAAUGAAUAAUUUUCAUUGAUACACUUAAUUUGGUUUAAACGACACAACUUCAUAGCUGUUGGUUGGUGGAUUUUGUCGCCUUUUGGACGGAGCUGUUUCCAGUCACCUAAUUUAUCCUCUCGAUCACAGAGUCCCCAAAAUGUCAAACUCUUCCUUUUAAAGAGUUAUCGUGCAUCCGAUGGAUUCAUAGUCCCGAGUCUUCCAAACCUGUGGAAACUUCCAGCAACAACAGAGACACAACACUGGUUCAAGUCUGUCACUAAGUUGUUUCUGGAUUUUUACCACAACUCCUGUAAUAAAUCUCUACCUGAACCACUUUGGAGGAAAUAUGCAGCAGCUGGCUCACCCUCCUCUUUUCUCAGCCAGCUACAGAGAUCUCACUUCAGUCCGACAGCGUUCACCUCCCGAGGUCACAGAUCCCCGUCUGUGCCUUGAGACGCUCUGUAUCGUGUUAGCUUCUCCAGGCCUGUUGUGUUGUGUUUGCAUGGCACGGUGUUCAAAGCGUGGUCGGUGAUGUCGUCAGUUGUUUUUAUUUAAUGCGUUUGUGUCUCCUGCAUGUUACAUCCUCCACCUCCGUGUAUCUUUGUGCCAUCACCCGGGUUUCAUCACUUCCUGUGUGUCGUAUUAACCAGCUGCCUUAUUGCCUCUCACUGUUUAAUGUACUCAUCCACUGUCACUGCUGCUAGUAGCACAACAGACGGACUUUGUUGAGGCCCGGCUUUCCUGUUACCUCCUCUACUCCACGUGUGCUCGUUCACAAAUCUGCUCCAACAAUAAAGAACAUUCACUCAUUUCUCUUAUACACCUUCCUACAAGAUGCAGAAUUAAGUCUGUAUGUGAUCAUAUUUAUCUGGUUUGAUAAAUCCUGGCCAGCACACUGGUGGAAGUAUAACAUGAAGUAGUCCUGUUCCCCAGCUGUUUACUGACCACCCCUGUUAAAGUGCUAAUAAAGAAAUGUUAAAAAUUUGA
Molecule: messenger RNA, 2973 nt
Organism: Pleuronectes platessa (European plaice)
Lineage: Eukaryota; Metazoa; Chordata; Actinopteri; Pleuronectiformes; Pleuronectidae
Product: glycogenin-1
Exons: 7
Coding region: 1-1137 (378 amino acids)
Cellular component (GO): cytoplasm
Molecular function (GO): glycosyltransferase activity
Source: RefSeq, a predicted model, not a curated record